UUGGGAUAGGGAGGGUAUCUAUCUAACUGGUGAGUUAUAAUGAACUUGUAACCAGAUCUGGCAUUGAACACAAAAUAAGUGCACGCACUGCACAUAGGUAGUGCAAAAAGCAAUUCUAAUUAUUAUUUACAUAAAAUAAUGCAAAGUAGUAAAAUGACAUGAAAAUUAUUAUGCAUACAUUUGUUGACGGGGCAUAACUAAAAAAUAUAUAGCAGAGAUCAUCCAACACUGGAAAGGUGAUAUGCUCGUGAAGUUUACAGUGUCUAGCUUUUGGAUUCUUCCAACAUGUCGAGCUCGUACCGAAGCAGGAUCCAGGAAUUCAAGGUGGCCUUGAGUGAAGAGAAGCUGGACUUGAAUGCACUCCGGGAACUUUGCUUCAGCGGUAUCCCAUUUGAAGGAGGCAUCCGUGCACUUUGCUGGAAAGUCCUUCUAAACUACCUACCUCUGGACCAGACGAUGUGGGACUCCUUUCUCAAAAAGCAGAGGGAGGGUUAUUCCCAGUUCCUGAAGGAGAUGAUUAUCCAGCCCGGCAUCGCUAAGGCCAACCUGGGCCUCUCCAGAGAGGACGUGACCAUGGAGGACCACCCUCUCAACCCCAGCCCAGAGAGCAAGUGGAACAACUACUUCAGAGACAACGAGGUGCUGCUGCAGAUUGAUAAAGAUGUCAGGCGUCUGUACCCAGACAUGGCCUUCUUCCAGUGGCCCACAGACUACCCAUGCCAGCUGAUCCUGGACCCCCAGAAUGACUAUGAGACCCUCAGAUGCCGUGUGGAACAGACCACCCUCAAGGCCCAGACCGUGGACCGCAACCGCAGCGGGGUCACCAACCAAUGCGGUCACGAUGCACAAGCUGUGGUGAGCUCCCCGGGCAAGGCCCUCAACCUGUACCCUUCCAACGAGUACGAGGUGCUGCCCAAUGGCUGUGAGGCCCACUGGGAGGUGGUGGAGCGCAUCCUGUUCAUCUACGCUAAGCUCAACCCAGGCAUCGCCUAUGUGCAGGGCAUGAACGAGGUGGUGGGACCCCUCUACUACACCUUCGCUACUGACCCCAACGACAAGUGGAGAGAGCACGCUGAGGCGGACACCUUCUUUUGUUUCACCAACCUGAUGUCGGAGAACCGGGACAUGUUCAUCAAGAGUCUGGACGACUCACAGUGCGGCAUCACCUACAAGAUGGAGAGCGUCUAUUCCAUGCUCAAGGAGAAGGACAUGGAGCUCUACAUUAAACUGCAGGAGCAGAACAUCAAGCCUCAGUACUUCACCUUCCGCUGGCUGACCCUGCUGCUGUCUCAGGAGUUCCUCCUGCCCGACGUCAUCCGCAUCUGGGACACGCUCUUUUCCGACCAGGACCGCUUCAACUUCCUCAUCCUGGUCUGCUGCGCCAUGCUUGUCAUGCCUGUCCUGUGUGGUUUCAGACUGAUUCGAGAUCAGUUGCUGGCAGGCGACUUCACGAUCAACAUGAGACUGCUGCAGGACUACCCCAUCUCAGAUGUCCACACCAUCCUGGCCAAGGCCAAGCAGCUUCAGGACGGGUCAUAGCCACCCCUACCUCCCUUCGCCCUUCCUUGGUUGGGGAGGGGAGGAUGCAACAUUAAACUGAUAACCCUGGGCACAACAAAGGAGGGAGAGGAAGACACCUGGCGCCAGGUUUGGUACAAGGUUGGUCGGAGAAACCAAACUCAGUACUUAGGCUUGUCAUCUCACUCUCACGGCCUGACAGUUUUUCCACUGGGAGGGUGUGUGGCCUCAAGCUAUUUAUUUUUUUGCACUGAAAACUUGGAAAAAAAGUGUACAAAUCUGCAUAUAUGAAGCAGAGAAACCACAGUAACGAUUACAACAGAAGCAUCAUUAUAAAGUCUGCCAGGGCUAAUAUCACACUCCCAGGUUUUUUUUAGGGUGUUUCUUUUUAGUGGGUUGGGAAUAAAAAAAAAAAAAAUUUACUGUCAAAGUGAAGUUUUUUAUUUUUAUCAUUAAGAUGAAAUAUAAUACUACCUUGUAAAGACUAACCACAACAGCAAAAAAAAUGUUGCCACAGGGUUUGCUUUAAAGUAUAGAUUGUUAUGACAUUGGGCCUCAACGCAAGCAUCCUCUCUCUCUGUUUUCAUGACCGUGCUCAGAUAUUUACUCUACGCACAUGAGCUACACGUCUGGACAGUUUAUAGCUGGUUAUAACCUGAUUCCGUGUCUAUGGAGUCACCAAUAUUAAUGUAUGUUUGCUGUCAAACCAAUGGGAUGUGAAACUUGUUUUAUAAUUUUUUUGGUGUGUCAUGUAGCAGAAGCUCUUAUCUAGAGCGACUUACAGGUGCAAUUAGGGGUAAGUGCCUUGCUCAAGGGCACAUCGGCAGAUUGAUCACCUAGUCGGCUUCUGAUUUCGAACCAGCGACCUUUCGGUUACUGUCCUAAAGCUCUUAACCACUAGGCUACUUGCUGUCCGACCCACUAACCUAACUGAAAUUGAUACAUUGAUGACGAUGAUAAGGUUGCUUUUGAUGUGAGGGCAUUACUAAGCAAACAAAUCAAUCCAAUUAAAUUGGACAUUCAUUUUUUAAUAAUAUAUUUUGACCUAUCUCUGGUCGCAUUGAGUGGCCAGAAUAAACCAGAAUACAUUAAACAUGAAUGACGUCUUGUAAAUGAAGCAUAACACAUUUUGCUCUGCAUACUGUAAGAUUAUUACAGAGAACAAAUGAUUGAUAAUAGUAGCUGAAUAUUAAUCAUGGAUAAAUGACUGACAUUGAAAGGCUAUGAUGAUAACAUUUAUGUAUUCACAUAAUGGAGUUGGCAGAUAAGAGUUGAAAAAUUACGGAGUUGAUUACUUAAAAUCACUAUGAUUGAAUGUUUAUUUUAUUUUAUUUUUAAACGCUAACACUUAACACAAAGCUAAGACACCCUUGAAAUGUAUUUACCUUUUCAAACAGUAGGACCUUCAUAAUAAUGUGAUACUUUAAAGUACACAGAAAAUGACUUGCUUUGUUUUCAUCAAUAUUGUGAGAAUGAUAAAACAGUUACCUUUUUACUAUUUGCAUUUCAGUUUUAUUAGCAUUCCCUAGAAAUUCCAAGUAUCACCAUCCCUUUCAGUGGCAAGAUGGUAUCAGUCUACAUUCUAACACUAUUUCAGUGCCAAGAUGGUAUCAGUCUAUAUUCUUUUCUUUUUACAUCUUUUUCUCCCCAAUUCCGUGGUCUCCAAUUGUCUCAUAGCUGCAAGUCCCGUACAGUCUCGGGAGAGGCGAAGGUCGAGAGCCGUGCGUCCUCCGAAACACAACCCAACCAACUGCUUCUUGACACAAUGCCCACUUAACCCAGAAGCCAUCCACACCAAUGUGUCGGAGGAAACACUGUACACCUGGUGACUGUGCACUGCGCCCGGACCGCCAAAGGAGGCGCUAGUGCGCGAUGGGACAAGGACAUCCCUGGCGGCCCAACCUUCCCCUAACCCGGAUGACGCUGGGCCAAUUGUGCACCACCCCAUGGGUCUCCCAGGCCGCGGCCGGCUGCGACAGAGCCUGGACUCAAACCCAGAAUCUCUAGUGGCACAGCUACUGUUGCACUGUGAUGCAGUGUCUUAGACCACUGCACCACUCAGGAGGCUUCAGUCUACAUUCUAACACUAUUUCAGUAACAAGAUGGUAUUAGUCUACAUUCUAACACUAUUUCAGUAACAAGAUGGUAUUAGUCUACAUUCUAACACUAUUUCAGUAACAAGAUGGUAUUAGUUUACAUUCUAACACUAUUUCAGUAACAAGAUGGUAUUAGUCUACAUUCUAACACUAUUUCAGUAACAAGAUGGUAUUAGUUUACAUUCUAACACUAUUUCAGUAACAAGAUGGUAUCUUCCUACUGAAAAAUUGCCUAGACAGGAAUUGGUACAAAUUGACAGUCUGUGACUAGCGAUGGUUCAAUGUGGCUUUAUUGUACUAAAGUGAGGUAGUAAGAAAUACUGUGCUGAGUAUUUUGACACUGAAUUAAAUGGGAACACUCCUAGUUCAAACAGCUUGGCUUGGUUGAUCAGUGUGUCUAUAAUCAUGUCUUGACCUUAAAGGCCCAGUGCAGUCAAAAACUUGAUUUCCCUGUGUUUUAUAUAUAUUUCCACACCGAGGUUGGAUUCAUACUGACAUUGUGAAAAUUAUGAUAAUGCCCUUUUAGUGUAAGAGCUGUUUGAAAAUAAUUCCUGAAAUUUCAGCUUGUUUUGGUGGGAGGGAGUUUUGGCCUUCCAUGGUGACGUCACCAUGUGGUGAAUUGGUUAAUAAAGAUUUCCAAACCUCUGCCAAUAACAGCUAGUUUUCAGUUCCCCCUCCCUAGUCAGAACACUCCCUGGCAGUCUUAGCCAAGUUCUUGAUUGAGAAAUUGCUCUUUGCUAAGAAGCUAUUUUUUUUCUUUUUGACCAUUUUAAUUUAAAACAAUCACAGUAAGGUACUUAAUUGUUACCUAGAAAUUAUUUGAUACUGGUGUGGGGGGAAUAAAACAGCUGCAUUGAACCUUUUAAUGAAUGUAUAUAAACGGUGACAAAUCCCCAUUGAAGGUUCAGUAAUGACAAAGACGGAAAGUCUUGUCUCUCUGUGAUUCACAAACGUUUGUUGUCAAUGAUGAAUGGUUUAUGGUUCUCUAACAUUUUCUCCUUCUUGCUCUAUCACUAUUUUUUUCCUUUACUUUUUUUCCAUUUUUCCAUGGCUCUUGCCUUUCUCCCACUUCUUCCUCCCCUCCUUGCCCUGUGAUUUUGAGGGCUUGUCCAGGAUAGGGCUAGCAGCAAGACAGUAGGCCCCGUGCCACCGUCCGCCUGCCAACCGCCAUGCACUGCCAUUCUCCCUCUUAUCAUAUCGCUCUGUUUCUCAUCCAGCAGACAUUCAAUUUGUGGACCACAAACUAUCUGUUUUACAGCUAUAUUGAGACUUUUAGAAAGCAGCUCACUGCCUCUGGUCUCAUCUCUGCCAACCGUUUGACGGUAGACAGCAAAUCCUAUGUGGCAAAAAGCUACUAUAAUUGUGGACUUGAGAAUAACAGGGCUAGAUAGGGAGAAUGCAUACUCAUCAUGAAAUAUAAGAAUAUAUUUUGUAAUCCUGCAUGUCGAUGGCUUUUUCUGUAACAUUUAUCCUCUGUUGAAUUUAACAUGGCUGAACAGUCUUUUGUCGUUGUCUGUUUGUUUAUUCGCACCACAUUGUCCUUGGUGUCAGAUGAAUGUUUGUCAUGCCACUGCUACACAGGGCAACAAUGUAAAUUGUCCAGCGUGUUGUGCUCUGAUUUGACAUAUCCUCCAUUGUCUUAAAAAUCCUUAACGUCUUUGACUAUGUGGAAGGACAACAUUGCAUUGUUGCCAGUGGCGAUUAUAUAAAUCUGUAUAGUGAUUACAUCAGGAAUUUGACAAUGCUAUGUGUAGCCAUAUUCUUCUCUAAGGGUUCUUCUUUGUGUAUUUUCAGGCCCUUUAAUAAAUGCCAAGUGUGCAACAAGUACAGUUUUUAUUUUACACCCUUUCCCUGUGUUGCUUUCCCUCAUUUCUCCCAUUCUUCUCUCUCCCUCUUUCUGUCCAUCUCUCUCCCUUCUGUCCAACUCUCUCUUUUCACUCUCACAUUCUCCACCCCCUCAGUGCUGUGGUUUAAUGUAGAACACAGAGCCCCAGCAUUGUGGGGUUAUUAGUAACACAUGGGGGUGUUUCCUCCAUCCAUAUUGGUUUUGUAAGGUGAGGUCACCAAUGGCUCUGCAUCUGAAAAGGGAGCGGAGCACGCUGGCAGAAGAAACAUGUGGGGGCGUGAAGCAGUGUAAGAGGGGAGAGAAUGGGACACAGGCUCUUCGCUGCAGAGCUCUGAAGUCUGUAGACUAGGCCAGGAAGAAAAACAAUAUUUCGAAAAGUAUUAAAAUAUUUACGAGGUUUAUAUCGGCUACACCCACCACAAAGAUGGUGUCGUUGUUUAGCAGACAAGUGGAUUAAGUAAAGCAGAACAAUAGUAGUCCCACCAUUUUCAAAGUUGAUUUUGAUUUGCUUUUGCAAAAUAAAAUAAAGGCGUGAACUUGGUCCAUCUGGUUUUUGGUAAUGGGCAUCAUAGUGAAUUUGUAGACGACUGACAGGUCAGAGAAAGUUCAGCUUCUCUCUAAAAUCCUUUACAUGAGAGACGUGCUACUAGUCAAACGGUUUCCAGUGGAUAACUGUAGAAACAGUAUUUUUGUUUACAGUCAUGGUGAUUCUGAUUACUUGACUGACUGGGGACAAUAUGGUUGCUCCUCUCAUCCAACAACCAUAUUUAUCACAGUGCAUUGUGGGUAGUUGGUGACCGUGGUGAGUACAGCAUGGGGUUGUAGCAUGUGUCCACUUGCAUGGCACAGCAAUGUUUCUGAUACAAACUGCUUCCUCUCACCCCUUCUGUUUAAUAGCUUAUGAAAUAGGAGAGAAAGAGAGGUGUCAUGUUUAGGUCAAGUUUAGAUCAAUUGUCUGUGCUUUAAGGGCUCUAAACCAAGGGAGACUUAAUCCCAACUGCAUCUUCCCUGGUGAACUUAAGUGAUUGGCUGAGUUCCAAAGCUUCUAAAUCACUUCCUUUCAAUGUAAUGUCUCCUCCCUCUCCUUAAAGGAAAAUUCCACCCCAAAACUAUCUUUUGGUAUUUGUUUCAUUAGUCCAUUUUUGAGAAAGUUCCAAAAAUGUUUUGCAUGUCAGCAAUCAAGUUUUCAAGAUGUAUAACUUUCAAUAUACAGAAAUACAGCUGGUAUGAUUAAAAAAAUGCAUCACACCGGCUGUAUUUUAAAUUAUAUAUUUUGAAAACUUGAUUGCUGACAUGCAAAACGUGUUAGCGCCUUGCCCUAGCUCCGACCUCGUGUUCACAGAGCUGAAAGGACUAAACCAUGAAUUACAAUUUAAUUCACUCAACUCAGGUCAUAAAUUGACCUCAAAACCCUAGUAGGGAGUGCUCUACAAAUCUGUAAAGGUGUAGCAGUACUUUUGUUGAUGCUUUUUUUUCACUCAUCUCAUGUGCCUGAACAACAAAUGCAAGAAAGAAUGACUUGUCUUUUUUGGGGGGGGGGGGUUGUGGGGGGUUUUUGGAUCCCCAUUCGCUUUUGCAGAGGCAGCAGCUAUUCAUCCUGGGUCCACAAAAAAACAUGACAAGUAACAAAACACUAGACAAGGACAGUCACACAAGGGUGGGAUGGUGAGAAAGCGGGUCAGAAUGAAUGUCUUGCAGAUAAAUAACUUUUCUCCUAAUUUAUAUAUUUGUGUGGCGGAAAACACCAGUCUUUGGUUAUUAACAUCAAACUUUACUCUCUCUUUCUAAUGGUUAUCUUAUUGCUACUAUUUAACAUUUGUAUUGCUACCAUGUUAAAUAUUAACCAUGGGCAGCAUUGGUGUAAGGGAUGUUGUAAACUGAAGUAGCUUUUUCGAGCUGGGAUAUGAAGCGUCCGCAUCUGAUAAGUUAUUUUUCAUGUGUACUCUGCUCUAUGUAUUUUCAUCUUGAAACAGUUUAACUCUUUAUGAACCGUGUGUGUUUGUUCGUAUGCUGCGUGUGUAUGCGUGUCUGUCUGUAUGACACUCUUGUUUUUUUGCAUGACUACAUUUUUGUAUGGGUAUAUACAGUAUCUUAGUAUUGGAGUUCUAUACUGGUGUUUACAGUGUUUGCAACUGAACAAUAAAUAUUUCAACGAUG
Molecule: messenger RNA, 7617 nt
Organism: Oncorhynchus masou masou (cherry salmon)
Lineage: Eukaryota; Metazoa; Chordata; Actinopteri; Salmoniformes; Salmonidae
Product: TBC1 domain family member 13-like
Exons: 14
Coding region: 286-1539 (417 amino acids)
Biological process (GO): activation of GTPase activity; intracellular protein transport
Molecular function (GO): GTPase activator activity
Source: RefSeq, a predicted model, not a curated record